GUUAUAUUCCCAUCCAGCCCGCCUCCCUCGAGUCCCGUCGCUUUCAACAUCCCCCUUCGGAGAUCACCGCAGCCGCCUCCCAUCCCCCAACUGUCGCCAAAGGUCUCACGACAGCGCCGACCACCGCACACCCUCCUACGCUUCGCUCCGCAACUCAGCACCACCAUGGCGCGGUGGGAACUGCUCGCCCUCUGGGCAGCUCUCGUUGCCCUGAUAUCAACAACCCCAUCGGCUCUCGCUAAACCCGCUUUUGGAUCACGCACUCUUGUCGUGCUUGAGGAUGUGGCCAAGAAGGAUACGUAUGGGAAAUUCUUGAAGGGGUUGGAAGAACGCGGACACAAUCUCGUGUACAAGUCGGCUUCGGAAUCGCAGUUUAACCUUGUGGCGUUUGACGAGCUGGCGUAUGACCAUUUCCUGGUCCUCGCGCCACAAGUUAAAUCAUUAGGGGGCGAGCUCUCUAUCUCGCACGUAAUUGACUUUGUCAACAAAGGUGGCAACGUACUUCUCGCGACAUCCUCCUCUAUCACCGAAGCCGUGCGCGAUGUGGCGUACGAGUUCUCGGCGGACUUCGAUGACUCCGGGACGGCCGUGAUCGACCACUUCAACGCUGUGGACGAAGAUCCUACCCUCAUCGCCGCUUCCUCCUUCCCCGACAAAAACAUCAAAGCCGUCUCAGCGGCAGUGAGGAACGGUGGACCUGUACUAUUCCGGGGUGUUGGGCACAGACUAACGGGCAAGAAUCCGUUGAUGCAACCGAUCUUGAUCGGCGCACCUACCACGUACUCGUAUUUGAAAGACGACGACGAGCCGUUGGAGGGAGGACCACUGGUCGGGAAUGGCCUUGUCCUUGUAUCUGGGUUGCAAGCGCGCAACAAUGCGAGGGUGGUGUUUGCGGGCAGCGUGGAUAUGUUUUCUGAUGAGUUCAUCGACAAGAAGGUUGGAGACAGGCAGAGCGGCAAUGCGGACUUUGUGACGGAGCUUGGAAAGUGGGCUUUCCAGGAAAAGGGAGUCCUGAAAGUGGGUGGGACUUUCCACCACCGUUUGAAUGAAACUGCGCAACACGGCAUCUACCGCAUCAAGGAUGACAUGGUUUACGAAAUCAAAGUAGCAGAAUGGACCGGCGAGAACUGGUCUCCAUUCACACCCUCCGACAUGCAAUUCGAAGCCGUGAUGCUUGACCCGUACAUCCGCACCCACCUUCGCUCCAUCCCCUCCGCCCCGGGCAUCCCGCACCCCUACGCCACCCUUGCCACGCAAUUCCGUUUACCCGAUCACUACGGCGUCUUCACGUUCAAGGUGGAUUACAAGCGCCACGGGUACUCGUGGCUAGAGGCCGCUGAAACGGUACAGGUGCGGCCGUAUAGGCAUGACCAGUACCCGAGGUUCUUGACGCCCGCAUACCCAUAUUACGUGAAUGUGUUCAGCAUGAUGGUUGGGUUUGUGCUGUUCUCCGCCGUGUUCUUGUGGAAUAGGGAACCGGGGACGGCGGCUGGGAAGGGGGCAGCUGGCGCUUCCGCUAAAAGCAAGUAGUAGUGCUCUCGUAGGGUGGGCGAUAGUUUGAUCUGAUGAUGCAUAUAGUCUUUGUAAAUGCGCGAAAAUGUACAUACACUAGCGUCGAAGGAAGGCGAAUAGGGACCGGUGCAGGCG
Molecule: messenger RNA, 1647 nt
Organism: Fimicolochytrium jonesii
Lineage: Eukaryota; Fungi; Chytridiomycota; Chytridiomycetes; Spizellomycetales; Powellomycetaceae
Product: Dolichyl-diphosphooligosaccharide--protein glycosyltransferase subunit WBP1
Exons: 4
Coding region: 166-1530 (454 amino acids)
Cellular component (GO): endoplasmic reticulum membrane; oligosaccharyltransferase complex
Source: RefSeq, a predicted model, not a curated record